Molecule: messenger RNA, 4962 nt
Organism: Volvox carteri f. nagariensis
Lineage: Eukaryota; Viridiplantae; Chlorophyta; Chlorophyceae; Chlamydomonadales; Volvocaceae
Exons: 19
Coding region: 1-4962 (1653 amino acids)
Source: RefSeq, a predicted model, not a curated record
AUGUUAAACAUCACGUUCCCUUCAGACUAUUGCAACCUUACUGAACGCAGCCGAUCGACCGCACGUCCCAGCUGCUUGUACAGUACGAGGGCAAUUCCGGCGCAGCAUGCGUUGAGGGAGCUGUACUCGGCUAUCGGCUCGCAUGUUUAUGGUAUUGACUAUCUGACAGCGCGCCAUGUCUGCCAUGCCUGGCGUCGCGCACUGUCGCCGAUUACUCGGACAGUCAAGAUGAAUCUCCACCACGCGGGACUGGAUCCAGCGGCCCGACUUGGGGCGAUGCAGCGAGCGUUCCCAAGGGUAGGGACGCCGCCGGCGGAGGCGCCCGGGCCCUGCUGUGAGCACACGACUGGCAGUAGCGGCGGCGGUAGCAGUAGUGGCGGUAGGCUCAUGUGGCAGUUUAUGUCGAUUACGGUUGGAGCUUCGGUUUUACCGUUGAACCGAGAUCAGUUGGACCCAAUUACCCACCGACUGAUUACCAGCUGUCGGUGGGUUGGUCAGCAGCUAGCCGCAGCUCUGGCCGCCUCCCAGCCCGCCCUCUGCCGUCUCCGCCACCUGACCUCGCUGGAGCUCACAGCCGACACAGCCCUCUUCGCCGCCCUGGUGCCGCAGCUGGCGCGGCCCGGGGCCGCGCCCAGUCUUACAGAGCUUAGAUUUACUCGGGCGGAAGCUUCUAGAGGGUCGCUUGGGCGGUGGCUGGCGGCGGCGGCAGCGGCAGGAGGAGGAGCGGGAGGAGGGGGGACGGGGUUGGGUAUGGCGGCGGCGAUGGAGGCGCUAGGGAGUUUGACUGGACUGAAAUCCCUGUCAUUGAAUGCAGGACUCCCCGGUUUGCCGUUAGCCGUGUCGCGUCUGUCCCACCUGGCGGCUCUGGAGCUGCAUCACAGCGGUCGGGGUGUGACGGUGGUGGAGGAUGUGGCGCCCCUGGAGGCGCUGACGGGCCUGAGCUGCCUCAAACUAAGGUACAUGGCUCUUCGCGACAUCUGGCAGCUGACUCGCCUGACCUCCCUGACCUCCCUGGACCUCACCGUGCGCGGCUUCUUCGCUUCCGAGGGCUUCGCUGACGGCGAGGACGAGCUGGACGAGCUGGAUAACCUAGAUGCGGCUAUGUUGGAGGGGGGGGGAGGAGGGGGGGAUUGGUUUGGGGGACUGCCGCCGCCGGUGGUGCCGCCGCCGCCUCCGGCGGCGGCGGCGCUGAUCUUUCCUGUCGGCGGCUUAGGCCUUCAUCAUGCCAUUGCAGCUGCCGCCGCAGCGGCGGCGGCAGGGCCUGGAGGAGGACAGCAGCAGCAGCAACAGCCGUUGCAAUUUGGUUUUGCAAUGCCGCCGCUGCAGCAACAGCAGCAACAGCCGCCGCCGCCGCCCCCAGCAGCAGCAGCAGCGGCAGCGCUGCAGGGCCAACCGCUUGCUCUGUCACUCACGCCGCCACCCCAGUCCGCGCCCGCGGAUUUUCCUUUGGCCUAUCGGUUGAAUCAUCCCGGUGUCGCGUCUGUGUGGCAUGCUCACAACCCUCCCCUCCCAAACCCACAUGACCUGUUCAACCCCAACGCAACUCAUUAUAAUCAUCAGCACCAACCCCACCCUGCUGCCUGGGCCGCGCUGGGACAACUACCCCCACUGCAGCACCAGCCGCACCUGCAUCACCACCAUUUCCGUCAAGAACACCAAGUACAACAGCAACAACACCAAGUACAACAGCAACAGCCUCAAUCGCCUCCGCUAUUCCACCAUACGACCACGACCCGGCAGGACCAGAACUUGCAUGCACAGCAAGAAGGACUGGCGGCGGCGGCGCCGCUUCCGCCGCCAGGGCUGGCAGGUUCUGGUGGUCCAGUUCUGGCACUGGGCUGCGGCGGCGGCGACGGCGACGGCGGCGGUGGAAACGUGUGGCGUCCACUCCUUUGUCCGUUUCCUGGAGGGCUCAGGGAAGGAGGUGUUGGCGGGGAAAGAGGACCGGCCUCUGCAGCGCUAUCGGCAGCUGCUGAUGAUGCGGCGGCGGUGGCCGCUACAGGAGCCGGAUGUUCUUCAAGUUUUGGUGGCGGCGGCGGCGACGCUACAGCUUCGUCUGCGGGUGCUGGCGGCAGCGGCGGUGCCGGCCCCGCCGUCGAUGCAGCGGGCGCUGCCGCUGGCGGAAUGAAUGCUGUUGCGGCGGCCGGUGCUACGGAGGAUGUGUACGACCGACGGCCGGGCUGCAGUGAUGGCGGCGGAGGCGGAAGGGAGGAGCCCAUGGCAGGUAGCUCCGGCGGCGGCAGCGGCGAUGGUGGCGCCGGCGGGAGUCUUGUGGGAUUUGGGUCUUGGAUGUUCGGAGAUGGCGGUUACGAGAGUGACUCCGAUGGCGCUGUUACGUUCAGCUUAACAUCAUCCGCCGCCGGCAGCGAUUAUAUCGCCGAGGACGACGGCGGCGGCGGCGGCGGCAGCGGCAGCGGCAUUCCAGGUGUCUUAGGGGACCGCCUGGCAAGGCGCGGCGGAGGCGAUGACGUUGCAGGUGCGGCGGCGGCAGGGCGCGGCGGCGGCACCUCUGUCCUUCCAUCUUGUAGCGGCUGCGUUGGGGUCAGCGGAGGCAGCUGGUGGUCUCUAAGGGAACCUCCGGAGGCGUCUCAGGGUGCUCAGCGGCAGGCGGCGGCUGUGUACGGCGCGACCUUCAACAGCGGCGGCGGCGCCGCCGCCGGAGGUGUUCACCUCCGCUUUGACGAAAGCCCGGCAACUGCUGGCGUGAAGCUUUUAUCGGCGUCACAACAACAGUUGUUGGGUGAACCAGAGGCGAUGGCAGCGUUGGCGGCGGCGGGGCCGCCGUACGGCAGCAACCUUUUGCCUGGUGCCGCUUCGGCGGAGGCGGCGUUGCCGGACCACAACCUAUCAGACGCCUCGGGCCCCUUGCUGAAUGGAGUGGCGGCGGCCGCAACGACGGAGGCGGCGCCCGCGACGGCUGGCUCCCUUUUGCCGCCGCUAGCCUCCCCGCCACAGGUACGGCGUGCUGGCGGCGGCGCUGGCGGCAGCGGCUCCGCUGGCGGUGACGGAAGAGGAAGAGGAGGAGGAGCGGAUGCAGGGACUACACAAGAACUGUCGGCUGCUGCUGCUCCGAUUGCUGACGCUGACAUGGCGACGGCGACGGCGGUAUCGUCACCGCCGCCGCCGCCGCAGGCUGGCGGCGGUAGUGAGGGGCACCAGGCUGCUCCUGGCGGCGUGGCGGAGGCGGGGGUCGACGCAGGUCCUGCCGCUGCCGCUGCAGCUGCUAUUGUUGAAGAAGGACAGGACCUCCUAGAGGCGGAUGAUGAUGAUGAUGACGACGAAGAUGAUGAAGAUGAUGACGCGGAGGCUGACGAGGCAGCGGCGGAGCUGGAGGCGGCGGAGGUGGCCGAGGCCAUCGCGCACGAGGGCAGCCUCAGCCGGCAGUUGUGGCAGGUGGUCGCUGCGCUACCCGGCCUCCGGUCGCUCAACGUCAAUGCCUGGCACGAGGCCCCUCUGGAUGACGAGCGGCUGGGUGAGCUGGCUAAGCUGAGCCUGCCGUGGGGAGGUCAACUGCCCGUACCUAGCGGACUGACCUCCCUAGGGUUACUGCUGCAGGCCUCCAGCGCCUCCGCCCGCCUCUCCUCUCUAUCUGAUCUGCGGGAGCUCAAGGACCUCACACUGGUGGUGGCGCCGCCCAAGGGCUCCGGUGGUCGCCUGCCUCCCCCCGCCGCCGCUGCCGUACAACUAAGUGUCCUGGAUAUCGAGUACGACAGUGAGGACGAGAUGGACGACAAACCCGACGGUGCGGGGCCGUCGGCCGCACAUCCUGGCGUGGAAGUAGUGGCUACUGGCGGCAGGGCCAGCGGCCGUACUGCAAACGUCGGAGAGCAGCAGGAGCUGCCGCCCCCGCCGCCGCCGCCGCCGCAGCAGCAGCAGCAGCAGCAACAGGAGCAAGAAGACGCCACGAUGGGGGAUCUAUGGGAUAACGGCGGCGAAGAGGCCGCCGUGGAAGUCGAUGAUGACGUGGAGAUGGCGCCGGCGCCGGCGCAUUCGCAGGCGUAUCCGGCAGCGGCGGCGGCGCCAGUGACGGCAGCCAUGGACACCAGCUCCGUCGACGGCGACGGCCCUGGUGCUGCCGCCGGUAUCGGCGCCGCCGCCGCCGGCAGCAGCCCUGUAUACCACCUGGCGGCUCUUACCGCACUGGAACGGCUUCGGUUGUACGACGACCCUGGAGCACUGCCUGUGGAUCAGGAGGCCGCCAAGUUUUUAUCCGUUGCUUGGUCCAAAUUGAACGACAUUUACAUUUUGGGGUCCAUAACGCUCCAGCGUUCCGCGGGCCUUAUGUUCAGUCGCCUCGCACAUCUGGAUCUUUUCAAUCAGACGUCAACGGUGCCGUACAGAGUACAACUGCAUCACCUGCCCCCAUCUCUACGCGCGUUAGGCGUGCAGAAUGCCGUACUGGAAGGAGCUAACCGUGCCGGACAAUUGCAAUCAGUACUUGAAGGCCUGUCGCUGUAUGCUACCGUACACUGGCCUUUACGUGCAAACGGCGGUACGGAUAUGUACGACUGGAUUGCAGGAUGUGACAAGCUGGCGAGGAGCACCUGGCGGGUGUUCUGGAUCAACGGCUCGUGGAUGACGUGGCAGGAGCUGGAGAUCUGGAACGUGUACGGCACUGACUGGAACUUGCAACACACCGACUUUACACCCCUGGCUCGGUUGACUCGGUUGAGGUCCCUGAAGAUGGAGGCGUUGCCGCCUUUCAUGGCCUUCCGCAUCCGCCGCAUCAUGCGGGAGGGUGUGCCGUACUGCAAGGUACGUCUGGUGGCGGACAACGAGAUGCCCCCGGAGGCACUGAUGCCCCUCCCGGCGCUGGUGGCAGCUGCAAAUGCAGUGGCCGGGCUCCGAUACUUCAACAUGUCGCAGCGUCGUACAGCUGCAACGAUAUGUAGUACAGCUGGCAGGGUAGGGCAGGAGGCCGCCAAGGGUUGGCGUACCCGGGCCUUUUGGCCAUUGUACUGA